AUGAGCGCGGAAGCAGACAGACAGGCGCUGGGCCAGAUCCAGAUGAAGAUGAUCUGGCGAUCAACGGCCGCCGACAUCCUUAGGCUGGGCCCGGCUGCGUUGGCUGCAAACCAUCAACUCGAAGGCGGGUGCCCCCAUCUCGUCAAGAUUUCCUCCUUUACCAACCCGGGUCGUCUCCCGUCCAAUAUCCCACUUCGUGACCUCCCGUCGUCUUCUGCACAGGCGUCGAGCUCUGCCGACCGUCAGGACAAACCGUUUCUUCUCGCCGCACCGCCCGGCCGCCAUCAGCGCCGCCGCCGAGCCGACUCCUUAUCCUCGUUGGGUUCCCGAUCCGAUUCCGAUUCCGAUUCCGAAUCCUGGCUCGACACGGGCGACCUUGCCGAGCAGCUGGCUGACGACGCCGACAACCCUCCAGACAUCCACGACCGUCGACAUACCUCCACGGCCACAGCCGCCCCCUCUAGUCGCAAGAAAAAGCCGAGGCAGGUUCACUACGACGAGAGCUCGUCUCGAGAAGGCUCCCCGCACCGUCAUCUGCAUCACCGCUCCGGCCACCAUCACGCUGAAGACGUUGAUAAAGAGGCCAUCCAGAUCCCCGACUCGGCCUUCCGGCACGUCUCUGCGGCGGAACGCCUGCUUGCCUCCAUCAUGACGGGCGGCUCCUCAUCCAUCCAUGGCCUCACCGGCAAGCCCUUGAUCUAUUUCACCAGCAUAUUCGUCUCCUUGGGCGUCUUCUUGUUCGGAUAUGACCAGGGUGUCAUGUCGGGCAUCAUCACUGGCCCAUACUUUAUCGAUUAUUUUGGUCACCCCUCCAAGGCCCAGGUGGGCACCAUGGUUGCCAUCCUCGAGGUGGGCGCCUUCAUCUCGUCCCUCGUCGUCGGCCGUGUCGGCGAUAUCAUCGGCCGGCGGAAGACGAUCAUGUACGGCUCGGCGAUUUUCUUCACGGGCGGUGGGCUUCAGACGUUUGCCACGGGCAUGCCCAUGAUGCUGCUCGGGCGCAUCAUUGCCGGCUUGGGCGUGGGGAUGCUGUCGACCAUCGUGCCCGUGUACCAGUCGGAGAUCUCGCCGCCGCACAACCGUGGCAAGCUGGCGUGCAUCGAGUUCUCGGGCAACAUCAUUGGCUACACCAGCUCCGUGUGGGUGGACUACUUCUGCGGUUACAUCAACAGCGACAUGUCGUGGCGCGCGCCACUGUUCAUGCAGUGCGUCAUGGGCUUGCUCCUCGGGCUGGGCAGCCUGAUCAUCGUCGAGUCGCCCCGGUGGCUGCUCGACAACGACCACGACGAGGAAGGCAUCGUCGUGAUCGCCAACCUGUACGGCGGCGGCGACAUCCACAACGCCAAGGCGCGCGAGGAGUUCCGCGAGAUCAAGAUGGACGUGCUGUUGCAGCGCCAAGAGGGCGAGCGGACCUACAGCGACAUGUUCCGCCGCUACAAGAAGCGCGUUCUGAUCGCCAUGUCGGCCCAGGCCUUGGCUCAGCUCAACGGCAUCAACGUCAUCUCGUACUACGCCCCCUACGUCUUUGAGUCAGCCGGCUGGCACGGCCACCAGGCCAUCCUGAUGACCGGCAUCAACGGCAUCACCUACUUCCUCUCCACCAUCCCGCCCUGGUACAUUGUUGACCUCUGGGGCCGCCGUUUCAUUCUCCUCAGCGGCGCCGUCGCCAUGGCCAUCUCGCUCUCGGCCAUCUCGUACUUCAUCUUCCUCGACAUCAGCGCCACGCCUACACUUGUCGUCAUCUCCGUCAUGAUCUACAAUGCCGCCUUUGGCUACUCCUGGGGUCCCAUUCCCUGGCUGUACCCCCCGGAGAUCCUUCCGCUGAGCAUCCGCUCCAAGGGCGCCAGCUUGUCCACGGCCACCAACUGGGCCUUCAACUGGCUUGUCGGUGAAAUGACGCCCAUUCUGCAGGAGUGGAUCAAGUGGCGCCUGUAUCUUGUCCACGCCUUCUUCUGUGUCACGAGCUUUGUCGUCGUGUACUUCUUGUACCCCGAAACCUGUGGCGUCCGGCUGGAGGAGAUGGGCUCUCUCUUUGGUGACGCCAGCACGGCCAUCGGAACUCCCCAAGCGUUUGGGACACCCCGUGUUGGUGGCGCUGAGGCUAAUGCCCCUUUUUGGCCCCCGGCUCGCCCGUGCCUGGACUCGACAUCCGUGGCCACAGUCAGUUUGGGCCUUCGAGCGCAAUACCAGGCCUGA
Molecule: messenger RNA, 2193 nt
Organism: Grosmannia clavigera kw1407
Lineage: Eukaryota; Fungi; Ascomycota; Sordariomycetes; Ophiostomatales; Ophiostomataceae
Product: major facilitator superfamily transporter monosaccharide
Exons: 5
Coding region: 1-2193 (730 amino acids)
Biological process (GO): carbohydrate transport; transmembrane transport
Cellular component (GO): membrane
Molecular function (GO): carbohydrate:proton symporter activity
Source: RefSeq, a predicted model, not a curated record